Molecule: messenger RNA, 2205 nt
Organism: Pomacea canaliculata
Lineage: Eukaryota; Metazoa; Mollusca; Gastropoda; Architaenioglossa; Ampullariidae
Product: ADP-ribosylation factor-like protein 2-binding protein
Exons: 7
Coding region: 61-603 (180 amino acids)
Biological process (GO): maintenance of protein location in nucleus; positive regulation of tyrosine phosphorylation of STAT protein
Cellular component (GO): mitochondrial intermembrane space
Source: RefSeq, a predicted model, not a curated record
GGGAAAGGGAAGCUAUUCUUACAUACAUAAUUUCCGGUUAUCACCUGCAUAGGUGACAACAUGGAUUCUGACAGUCCGGAUUUGAUGGAUUUUGACCAAGGAGAUUUUGUAGAAGAAGAUGAUCUUACUGCAGGGUGCUCAAAUAGUACUGAUGCUGGAUUUGAUGCAGUCAUUGGCCACAUAGAAGAAAUUGUGAUGGAGAGUGGCUUCCAGAGACUGCAGAAAAGUUUUCUUGAUAGGUACUAUCAAGAAUUUGAUGAGACAGAAGAGAACAAGUUUUGCUAUACAGACAUUCACAGAGAAUAUGUCCAGCUGGUUGAAAAAUUCUUGGAAGAUGAAAUAGUAAAGCGUGUACCAGAAUUUUCAAUGGAAGAAUUCACAAGGACUCUUAUAGAGCGAAGAGCGGAGUUGGAAGGAGAGAUCUUUGAACUUCUCUUAACUUUUAGUGACUUUCUUGCUUUCAAGGAAAUGGUUUUGGACUUCAAGGCUGAAAAAGAGGGACGAACAGUUGACUUAAGUAGUGGAAUCAGAGUAACGCCAAUCCACAGUGACGACCUGCCUUUGGGUGAUACAGGACUUAAGUUGAGUGAAGGUCAUCUUUGACAGCCCUUACACCAUCUUGUGUUACAAUCCCAGCUCUCUGACUUGUAACUAGUAUGGGUAAUGAUAUGUAUGAGUGUGCCUUUCAUGGAAGAGAUUCACCAGGUAUUUCAAAUUGGGAAUAUACAAGUGAGUGCCUGAAAAAAAGAAUUAUGUGAAUCAACAUCAGCAGACUUCAAAUGUCAUCUAAAACUUUUCGACAGAAUAGAGAAUAUACAAGUUUAGGAGUAGUUUCAUUGUAUUCAGAGUUAUAUAUAUGUAUCAAUAAUUUAAUAUAAUUCUUCAAGAUCAGGAAUGGUUAUUAAUAUUUUCUUCGAAGCUUGUUUAGCAAAUUGUUGUGAAGCCUACUUAUACUACUUACUUAGUGACCUAUUAAACUCAAGACAGAAAUUUAUGUCCGCACAAAAUGUGUGAUUCCUCAAAUCUGCUUUUGUCUUAUGAUGAUUCAUUCCAUUUGCUGUGGAGAACAUGAAUUUUCUCAUGUAUAUGCCUCAAAAAACCUAUGUAGUACCUGAAUCAUAACCACAUCCUGUAUCUAAGUAUCAAAAAUAUUAUUAUUAUUGCUCUUUACUUUAUAAAGAGACUGGAUGGGACCAGCCCUGUUGUUUUGUCUCGUCUGUGGAUGUACGUUGAGUUUUGGUUUCUUCUACUCAUCUGUGAUGUUUGAUGCGUCAUUUACCACUUGUGAAUUGUUCUUCUGUGUUUGUGCUGCGUCAUUUCUUACACCAGACAUCUGCCACUUACGACUUCUGUCUCAUCUUUUUUUGACAUCUGGCUGAUUCUUGACUGUAUAGGAUUCUUCGCCUCCUUUACUGAUACUUCUAACUGUUCUGACAUUGUAGACCAUGCCGUUUUCCAUUUUUGAUUGAUGAACCCUGUACGUUGCUACAUGUUUUGUAGAUUAGAUUCUGGAUAUGUGCGCUUCAUGCUGUCAUCUGGUGAUAAGAUGUGUUUGUGUCAUCUUCCAUCUUCCUCCCUGUGUGUCACUGACUGCUGUUGCCUUCACUUCUUCAAUUCCAAGACUGUGCUCUCUUCUCAACUGUUGCCCUCAAACUUCAGAUUUAUUAUUUUGACAAAUUUUUCUGUUUGCUGGCCUACAGCUGACAUUCAAGACGUUGCUUAUACCAAUCUUUGCUCUACAAAAAUCAGCUUCAGACCAACAUCCAUUAUUAUUAUAUUUGUAUGUUUUUCUCUUUAGUAAAGCGCUUUAAGCCUGCCUUUAAUGGUGAAGGAAAAGCGCGAUACAAAUCAACUUUAUUUUUAUUAUAAACCAUCCCAGUAAACCCAUUCAAAUCAAAUUUCAAAAUGUGCUUUAUCAUUUAUUUCGUGUUGUGAACUGAGUACCUGGAGUUCUUUCAGUGAUAAACCUUUCCAUCGGAUGAUAUUGCUUUUAUCUACUUUCUAAGUAUUUGUGUUCACAGAGCUCUACUCAUCAAGUGGGUAAGUUGUAAGGAUGUUCACAAGUUAUCAUUGUUCAGCCUCUUACAGAAAUGUGUUAUGAAAUUCUGUAAAGGAUUUUAUUACCAAACAUGUUUACUUUCAUUUGAUCUGAAUGUGUUUGCUUUAAGGUUUUGUUUUUAAAUAAAUUUUAUUUUACACGCAAAA